Molecule: messenger RNA, 627 nt
Organism: Symbiodinium natans
Lineage: Eukaryota; Dinophyceae; Suessiales; Symbiodiniaceae
Source: the annotation of a GenBank genome assembly
AUGGAAAUUGGAGGCGCAGCGCUGUGCGCUGCCUGGGCGCCCGACGGCGAGCGCUUCGCCGUAGGGCUGGCCUCCAAGGACACCGCUGUUUGCCACUAUGAGCCUCAGGUCACAGCCUGGGUGGCCAGCAAAGUGGGAAAGUCCAAGGCGGCGAUCACCGCUUUGGCGUGGCACCAGUCAUCCCAGUACCUGGCUACCGGCUCAACUGACCGACACCUGCGGGUUUAUGACGUCACCGUCACUGAGGAGGGCCAUGGGCCGGGCUUUAAUGCCUUACAGGUAACAGAGGACGCCAGCGCCUGGGUCAACGCAAUUGCGUUCAGCCGGAGCAACGUGCUGGCCUUUGCCUGUCAGGACGCGACGGUUCGUUUCAAGUCCCUUGCCGGUGGCCCCGAUGCCGCCGUGGAGGUGGUGAGGUGGAAGAGCUUGCCGUUUCUGGACCUGGCCUUUGUCGGCCGCAAUGAGGCACCAACAGCGAGUCCUUUGAUGAAGCUCGGAGACUCCGAAGCCCUCCCGCGAACGUCGGAGCACACCAACACCAUCACCGGCUGCCGCGCCCUGAGUGACGGCCGCUUCUCGACUUCCUCGCUGGAUGGCACGGUUCUGGUGUGGGAACUGUCUGCAUGA